Molecule: messenger RNA, 1971 nt
Organism: Drosophila serrata
Lineage: Eukaryota; Metazoa; Arthropoda; Insecta; Diptera; Drosophilidae
Gene: pippin
Product: solute carrier family member pippin
Biological process (GO): transmembrane transport; carbohydrate transport
Cellular component (GO): membrane
Molecular function (GO): sugar transmembrane transporter activity
Source: RefSeq, a predicted model, not a curated record
UUUGGCAUUAAAUGAAAUUGUCGUCCAGCUCCGGUAUCGGUAUCUAUAAGUCGCACGAUCGAGUCGAUGCAUCCAAGUCGCGACUAGUGUGUUACAUAAAGCCAAAUAAUAAAAUCGAUACUUGAACUAAUUUGCCUACAUUAGAGCUGGACGAAAUGAGUGUCGAAAGAGAUGAGGAAUAUCUUAAAUUUGUGCCCCAUAAAAUGUCCUACAAUGUGGUGCCAGGAGCGGAGUUUCAAUGCAAAUUGGGUAACCAUCACAAUACCAGGAAGCUCUCCACCAUCGAUGAACAGGACUACGAUGUGGCCAAUAGAAGGGGCAUGAUAAAUCAGAUUUUGUCCACUUGUGCUGUUCUGCUGCUCUCCGCUGGCUGUGGAAUGCCCAUUGGCUUCUCAGCUGUCCUGUUGCCUCAGCUAAUGGAUAGCAAUAGCACCGAGAUACCCAUUGAUGUGGAAACUGGCUCCUGGAUUGCAAGUGUCCAUAGUUUGGCCACUCCCUUUGGCUCCCUGAUCUCUGGACCUCUGGCCGACUAUCUGGGUAGGCGGAAAACCCUGCUGGUCUCCGUAAUUCCCCUCUUCCUCGGCUGGAGCACUCUGGCCAUGGCCAAGAGCAUCAAAAUUGUGAUAUUUGCGCGAUUCCUUUGCGGCUUUGCCACUGGAAUUCUAGGUGGACCUGGACAGGUCUACAUUGCUGAAACCGCUGAGCCCAACUUGAGGAGCCUUCUGAUUGGAGCUCCCUAUGUGGCCUACUCCAGCGGCAUCUUGCUGGUCUACUCCCUUGGCUCCAUGAUUUACUGGCGUAGUGUGGCCUGGUGUGCUAACAUCCUGCCCCUGCUGGCCAUGGUGUCCAUCUAUUGCAUCCCAGAGACUCCAGCCUGGUUGCUCCGGAAUGGCUACGAGAAGCGUGCCCUCCAGGCUCUGACCUUCUUGAGGGGCAGCGAGAUCAGUGCCCAGAAGGAGGCCAAUGAGAUGAAGCAGCGACUGUCCAGGGAGAGGGCCACCACCAAGACCAAUGAGAACAUCUUUAAGCUAUGCUGCCAAAGAGUGGCCAUCAAGCCAUUGGUCAUUGUGAUCAUUUUCUCCCUGCUGCAAAUGUUUUCCGGCACCUUCAUAGUGAUCUUCUACGCCAUCGACAUUAUCUCGGAGUUUGGAGCGGACUUUGAUACCAAACAGGCAGCAAUUUGGACGGCUGCCGUGAGGGUCAUCUGCUGCAUGGCCUUCUGUGUUGUUCUGAUCUUCGUCCGCCGGCGCAGGAUCAUGAUGAUAUCUGGCAUUGGCUCCGGUGCCUUCUGCCUGGCCUUGAGUGCCUACAUGUAUGCCAGAGUGGGUGAGCCCAAGAUGUCCUACGAUUUGUUAGUGGCAGGAUGUUGCCUGCUGGGCUACAUAGUAUUCAAUACAGCUUUAAUGGUGAUGCCUGGCAUCAUGCUGGGCGAACUUUUCCCGGCCAGAAUUCGGGGGAGAACAGCCGGCGGCGUGUUCGCCUCGAUGAACGUGGUCCUGUUUAUCUUCGCCAAGGGAUUCCCCGCGCUGCAGGCUUUCCUCAAAAUGCGUGGCGUAUUCCUGGUCUUCGGCAUCUCCAGUUUCCUGCUCACCAUAUUCAUGUGCCUGUUCCAGCCGGAGACCAAGGGACGCAGUCUGGAUCACAUCGAAGAUUACUUCAACGGGGACAACUGGCUGUGGUUCCGACGAGAUCGUGGCUACAAAACGGUGAAAUUGCAGGCUCUGCAGCCACUCAAAGCACAAAAUCCUGAGGCGGAUGCCUAAUCCUAAAGGGUCUUAGUUUUAAAUCCAGGCUGUUAAGAUUCCGUUUUAGUUUAGUUAGUCCUUAGGCCUUACUCUUAGUUCCAGCCGCAGUGCCUUGUAGUCGUUAGAAAUCAAUCGAUUUUCCAGUGACCGACAGGGAAUCUUCAAGUGUUAAGUUUACUAUUUCAAAUUGUGAUCGCUAUGCUUUAAAAUGUAUCUAUUUACUUGA